Molecule: messenger RNA, 412 nt
Organism: Diatraea saccharalis (sugarcane borer)
Lineage: Eukaryota; Metazoa; Arthropoda; Insecta; Lepidoptera; Crambidae
Source: the annotation of a GenBank genome assembly
CUCUUUGACGGAUCUGUCAAUCCGAAAUCAUGGCUCCCCGGUUUGAGAUCGCAGUCGGUCUACGAAAAGGCCACAAAACUACAAAAAUAUCAGCCGGCAGAAAAGGCAUCACUGACAAAACCAUUAGAAUUAGACCUGCUAGAUUGAAGGGUCUACAAACAAAACAUUCAAAGUUUGUUCGUGAUUUAGUCCGUGAGGUUGUUGGUCAUGCUCAAUAUGAGAAGAGAGCUAUGGAAUUGCUUAAGGUGUCAAAGGACAAACGCGCACUGAAAUUCUUAAAGCGUCGCUUGGGCACACACAUUCGCGCCAAGAGGAAGCGAGAAGAACUGAGCAACGUACUCGCUCAGAUGAGGAAGGCUGCUGCACAGGCACACCACGCCACCACCCACACUAAGUAAACAAUAAACUAGUG